Molecule: messenger RNA, 985 nt
Organism: Cajanus cajan (pigeon pea)
Lineage: Eukaryota; Viridiplantae; Streptophyta; Magnoliopsida; Fabales; Fabaceae
Cellular component (GO): chloroplast
Source: RefSeq, a predicted model, not a curated record
CUAGUAACAAGUUGUGAAGUGUGAAGUGGCCACCUCGUAAGCACUUAGCAGCCUCACAUUUUGGAGAAGUUAAUCAAAUUAAAGUAGUGGUGCACGUUAUCCACCAGACAGAGAGCACGAGAGGAGAGAGAAUGACAAUAUCUGUUUUCUCAGUUCCGACGCCUCAGUUUUGCACCUACAAAUACUCGUGGCCAACUCCCACUUACCCUUCUCUUUCUUUUUCUUCUUCCUCCAAGUUAACCGUUCCUCUAUGCUCUCCUUCCACUCCAACUUCUGUUAUCGAAGAGGGUCCUUCACCUUCAGCAGAUGAGCUUCCCGUUGUUGGUCAAUCAGAAUACGCGAGUGGUUGCAAGGCAUGUGGGAGAGAAGAAGUGGAGAAAGAAUGCAAUGGUGAAGGAAGAAUUCAGGGUGGAAUAGCAACAGUACCGGGCUUUGGGUGGUGGCCCAUAAAGGCUUACAGGCCAUGCCCGGCAUUUGUGGCAUCUGGCGGUAGGUAUAGGCGACAAGGACAAAGCAUGGACGAGGUUGCCUUCGGACGUGGUGGAGCACCCUCUGUGGGAACUGCCACUGACUCAAACCCAAGUAACAAAAAGGAAGGUCCGAAGAAAUCUAAGAGAUAAACUUUUCAGUCGUCGAUUUAUUGAGAUGGCAAAAGCAAGAGCUUUAAGGAGGAUGGGGUAAAUAAAAUGUCGGUGAUGUUUUGGUCUGCUACAAAUGUUAAAUUCAAUAUUCUGCAAGGAUUAUGGAAGUCUAUGUACGUCUUAUAAAUUGCAUUGGGAAAUAGGGUGAUGCCAUAUAACAAGUUAUUUCUUCUUCGUUUGGUACCGUAGUCGUAAUUUUCAAAUACAUGUUCUUAACUUUUAUCCAACCAUACUCUUUUUCGAUGUGCACCAAAAUUUUCAGUCAAGUUUAUGCUCCACAGUGAUUAGUAUUAACCUCAUGUUUGUGAACUUAUCUAUAUUAAUAUAAAUCUCUUCGGCUGUCA